AUGGACUUGGACGACGAAUUCAUCUCGGACUCCGAGGUAUCCUCAGCCCAUCUGCUAGACAGAGUAGAGCACCUCGUCCUCGACAUGAUCCAGCACCCCGACUCUCUCUGUAUCCGUCUACGGAACCGAUUUGAGAAAAAGCCGUCGUCAAAACCGAAGAGCAUCACCGUGGCUUUUCCCGGUGCAAAUCACUCUUCCGCCCGUCGCUUCGCCGCUCUAAUGCGCAUCCUCGACAUAAUAUCCGAGAACCUCACAUUCAGCAAAACAGUCACGAAGCGCGACAUCUACUACCGCGACGUCGCGCUCUUCAAAGCGCAGUCCGAAGUCGACAGAUUCGUCGACGACAUCGCGGCGACUCUCUCUGUCCCCCGGCGCGCGCUGGGCGUCGUUGCCUCGCGCAAGGGAGUGAUGGCGGGGUUCUUUGUCGUCAAGGACCGCGAGGGGAAGGUCGUUAGGGUCGGCGCGGGGAGCGAGGUGGCGCUGGUUCCGGAGAUUGAAGCGGCGGAUGAGAGGAUUGGGUUGGAUGGGGUUGAUUACGUGCUAGUGGUUGAGAAGGAGGCUGUUUUUCAGACUCUUGUUUCGGCUGGGUUUUGUAGCAGGCCUGAUGUCGGCCGGGCUCUCUUGAUCACUGGAAAAGGAUACCCCGACAUCUCAACCCGCGGCCUCGUCCACCUAAUCUCAGAAACCUAUCCCGAAAUCCCACUGCUCGGUAUAGUCGACUCUGACCCGUACGGAAUCCAUAUUCUCGGGAUAUACAAGUACGGCAGUAAAGCGAUGGUGCACGAGGCGUCUACUUUGAUCGCCGGUAGAUUACAAUGGAUCGGCGUGCGCUUGCUCGACUACGAGUACGAGAGCGCUUAUGCGGGGCUGUCGAAGCGGGAUCGUAGGAUGGCGAUGAAUAUGCUGGGGAAUGAGUGGAUGGAUUGCGAGGGAGCGAAGGAGAUGAGGGCGGAGGUGCAGAGGAUGUUGUUUUUGGGGAGGAAGGCGGAGAUGAAUGUUGUGGGGGAUGAGUCGGGGUUGGGAAUUAGUGAGUAUCUGGCGAGGUUGAUUAGGAGUAGUCUUUUGCUUUGUUGA
Myxozyma melibiosi is the source of this 1074-nucleotide messenger RNA. RefSeq names its product Spo11/DNA topoisomerase VI subunit A. The transcript is spliced from 5 exons. The record is from RefSeq and is a predicted model, not a curated record. Gene Ontology annotation, biological process: reciprocal meiotic recombination; meiotic DNA double-strand break processing; meiotic DNA double-strand break formation. Gene Ontology annotation, molecular function: DNA topoisomerase type II (double strand cut, ATP-hydrolyzing) activity; DNA binding; ATP binding. NCBI's taxonomy places the organism in Eukaryota, Fungi, Ascomycota, Lipomycetes, Lipomycetales, Lipomycetaceae. The coding region runs from base 1 to 1074 and encodes 357 amino acids. Gene Ontology annotation, cellular component: nuclear chromosome.